UUUUAUCAGCCUGCAAGUUUCUCCUUUUUCUUCCAUUCCUUUCCUGCUUCUUGAGGGCAUGGGGCUCUUCCUAGCCCUGUGACAUAGUGUAGGUAGUGCUUGUGCUCAACGUACUGUUGGACUGAUUUUAUGUCACGCGAUAAACCCUCCAGGAGUCAGGUUUGUAAGAGGACUAGGAAAAGCCUUCUGGGAAAGGUAAUGCUUGAGUUAGGACUUAAGAAGGGAUAUCAGAUAGAAAGAGGUACAGUAUCAGAAAAGUACGGUGCCUUUGGAGAAUGCGCAUAGCUUUGGACAGCGCACAGAGGGUUAGAGGUGAAGCUGGAGAACAGGCAAAGGCCCGCCCAUGGCUGACCUGAAUGACAGCUGGGGAGACUGGAUUUUAUCUUGAGGAUAAUGGAAGAGCCAUGUAUGGAGGCAACAGCUCCAGGCCUACGUGGCCUGGGUGAACGCACAGCUGAAGAAGAGGCCCGCGGUGCAGCCUGUGCAGGAUCUGCGGCAGGAUCUCCGGGAUGGGGUGAUCCUGGCAUAUCUCAUCGAGAUUGUUGCAGGAGAGAAGCUGAGUGGGGUACAGUUGAGCCCCAGUAACCAGCAGGAGAUGAAGAGUAAUGUGGAGAAGGUACUACAGUUUGUGGCCUCCAAAAAGAUCCGUAUGCACCAGACUUCGGCUAAAGAUAUUGUGGAAGGAAACCUGAAGUCCAUCAUGAGGCUGGUUCUUGCCUUGGCAGCUCAUUUCAAACCUGGCUCCAACAGGACGGUGAGCCAUGGACGAGAUUCCAGAACCCCACUGCAAAGUCACCAACCACACUGCGCCACGGCUGUGGCCCAGGGAGCCGCUGCUGCUCUGGCCGACGUGUGCCAUGACAUGUCUCGGUCCGGACGGGACGUCUUUCGAUACAGACAGAGGAACAGCAGCCUGGACGAGGAGAUCGAGAAUCCAUACUGGAGCGUGCGGGCGCUGGUGCAGCAGUAUGAAGGACAGCAGAGGUCCCCAUCCGAGUCCAGCUGCUCCAGCCUGACUUCACCCAGCCCCAUCCACAGUGCAAAGAGUGAAUCCAUUAUAACCCAGUCGGAGGAGAGGGCCGAGCUUGCGAUCAUUCCCUCCGAAGGAAUAGAGAACAGAACAGAGGAGCCAGGCUCGCCCUUAUGCCGAGACUGGCGGCCAGGGAGCCCUGCUGCCUAUCUGGAAACCUCAUGGGAAGAACAGCUGUUGGAACAACAAGAGCAUUUGGAGAAAGAAAUGGAGGAAGCAAAGAAAAUGAUAUCAGGACUACAGGCCUUACUGCUCAAUGGAUCCUUACCUGAAGAUGAACAGGAGAGGCCCUUGGCCCUCUGUGAGCCAGGCGUCAAUCCGGAGGAACAGCUGGUUAUAAUCCAGAGCCGUUUGGAUCAGAGUAUGGAGGAGAAUCAGGACCUAAAGAAAGAGCUGCUGAAAUGUAAACAAGAAGCCAGAAAUUUACAGGGGAUAAAGGAUGCCUUGCAGCAGAGACUGGCUCAGCAGGACACAUCUGUUCUUCAGCUCAAACAAGAACUCCUGAGGGCAAAUAUGGACAGAGAUGAGCUGCAGAACCAGAAUGUGGACCUCCAGAGGAAGCUAGACGAGAGGAACCGACUCUUAGGAGAGUACAAAAAAGAGCUAGGGCAGAAGGAUCGCCUCCUUCAGCAGCACCAGGCCAAGUUGGAAGAAGCACUCCGGAAACUCUCGGAUGCCAGUUACCAGCAGGUGGAUCUAGAACGGGAGCUAGAACACAAAGAUGUCCUUCUGGCUCACUGUAUGAAAAGAGAGCCAGAUGAGGUGACCAGCUACAACAGCCAUAACACUCAGAGCAAUGGUUUUCUCCUUCCAGUGGCCGGGAAAGGAGCCGCCUCCAUCGCCCACAGAGGGACCAGCGACCUGCAGCUCGUCCGAGAUGCUCUCCGCAGCCUGCGCAACAGCUUCAGUGGCCAUGACCCUCAGCACCAUACAAUCGACAGCCUGGAGCAGGGCAUCUCCAGCCUCAUGGAGCGCCUGCAUGUCAUGGAGACGCAGAAGAAACAAGAAAGAAAGGUUCGUGUCAAAUCACCCAGAACUCAAGCAGGUAAUGAAUACCGGGAGUCCUGGCCCCCUAAUUCAAAGUUGCCUCACUCACAGAGCUCUCCAGCUCUCAGCAGCAUGUGCACUAAAGUGCUCUAUUUCACCGACCGGUCACUUACGCCCUUCAUGGUCAAUAUACCAAAGAGGUUGGGAGAGGUAACCCUGAAGGAUUUUAAAGCAGCUAUUGAUCGUGAAGGGAAUCACCGGUAUCAUUUCAAAGCCCUGGAUCCUGAGUUUGGCACAGUCAAAGAGGAGGUUUUCCAUGAUGAUGAUGCCAUUCCUGGAUGGGAAGGGAAAAUUGUAGCCUGGGUAGAGGAAGACCAUGGAGAAAACUGAUGCUAGGCAUUGGAACCUGGACACUCUCUGGCUGCCUUCACUCAGGAAAGGACUAAAUCCAGACACACACACUAAGAAGUUUCUAAUUCGUGCUGCCAAAACAGAAGCUUCCGCUGGUGUAUUGAUCACAGGCCAGUCCCUCUGUGUGCCUGGCACAUCUGGAGUUCAUCUGGAGUUCCUUGUCCAUGGGAAGGAACAGAAUUUUAUUCUACUCUGAGGACAACAAACCGAAGGCCUUAACCAGUGGUGAUGAAUGAUCCCACUGCCGCGGGGGCCUGGCUGCUGUUCUCUGGAAUCCGGGAAUUGAAUGCUUCACUCCUGAGAGUUCUAGUAUCGAUCAGCCUCAGUGGUUGCAGUAGUCAGAGUCCCAGCAUUUGUGCUUACAGACAAGGCAAAGGUACCAACUUUUCUGCUUCUUGGAAGACACUGUAAACCAGGACUAACUCAGAAAUGGUACCAAAGAUGGAAGCCCACUCUACACUAAGCUUUGAACGUGGAUGGUGCUGAGUCAUCGAUUGGAUAGAAAAGGGCUGCCCCUAUCUGCUAAACGAUACUAAAAACAUCAUUGAGAACCUGGGAUGACUCUUCUGGUCUUAACUGGUUCUGCAGCUUGUCCUUCAGCCCACAGAGGGCGUAUUUCAUGUACUGCUAGUUUUCUCUGGGGACUCUUCAGUUAUAGAGCCAUUUACUUCCCUUGGAACUGAUGAACUUGGAGUGAAAGGCUCCUUAAAAAUCCAGGCGGGUAUGGAAAGGUGCUGCUACCCAUAUCUUGUUGACUUUGUCUCAUGACUUUGUUUAACUCAUGGUAUCACCUUUGCAGUUGAAAGGAGACAGACCAUUAAUCUUAGUGUUUCUUUGUGACUUACGAGUACUAAGCAUGACUUACUGGUCUGUCCCUCAUUUCAAGACUGGAGUUAUUUUCUAUAAAUUUUAUCUAGGUUGAUCCUUUAGGGCACAAUAGAAACCAUGGGGGCAUGGAGCAUGAGUUGUGAAUGGCAGGGUUGAUUCAGGGUGAAAAAAAGCCUAAAAUCAUUUCUCAUGUGCAACAUAGUCAAAUGUAAACGCUUAAUGUAUUCAACUCCCAGAGAUUAUUUAAUAACUUGGAUUAUUCUCAUUCCUCCAACCAGCAACCACCAACUAAUCAGUGAAUUUAUGCAUACAUACAUAAGAGAUAUAU
Molecule: messenger RNA, 3584 nt
Organism: Perognathus longimembris pacificus (Pacific pocket mouse)
Lineage: Eukaryota; Metazoa; Chordata; Mammalia; Rodentia; Heteromyidae
Gene: Dixdc1
Product: DIX domain containing 1
Exons: 20
Coding region: 596-2407 (603 amino acids)
Biological process (GO): canonical Wnt signaling pathway
Cellular component (GO): cytosol
Molecular function (GO): protein binding
Source: RefSeq, a predicted model, not a curated record